This is a messenger RNA of Trichoderma breve, 2916 nucleotides long. RefSeq lists its product as uncharacterized. Gene Ontology annotation, molecular function: protein binding. NCBI's taxonomy places the organism in Eukaryota, Fungi, Ascomycota, Sordariomycetes, Hypocreales, Hypocreaceae. Bases 1 to 2916 code for a protein of 971 amino acids. The transcript has a single exon. The record is from RefSeq and is a predicted model, not a curated record.
AUGCCUCUGGUUGGCACGGCCCUGUCCAUCGAUAGGCUGCUGGGGCUGCACCUAUUCGACAGCGCAUUCAGCGUGGCUGGCCAGAAGGUCCGGCCGCCCAUUAGCGCAAACAGGGCCGCCAGCACAGCUACAAAUCGCCCCGCAGCGACAUCUGCCUUAUCCACCUCUUCUUCUUCUUCCGCAUCAUCUUUCUACUCAUCGAGAACAAGUUCAUCGUCACACUCAUUAUCAUCAGCUUUAACGCUACUCGGCUUCAUCGCCCGCAACGCAGAACCAUCUUCAGAAGUCCCUCAUCCGCCCGGUUCGACGGCCUCGCCGCUGUCGUCCCCCAUCGCAACCUGGCCAAUGGCGCAGCUACCGGUCGAGAUUUUUGAAAUCAUCACCCGGUAUCUGAGCCGGGCUGAUAUCCAGGCACUUCGUCUGGUGUGCCGAGAGUUUGAGGCCAAGGUCUCAGCCCAGUAUUUCCGCAAUGUCGUCGUGCCCUUCCGCUCGGAGCUCUACACCAAUCUCGACCGUGAUGAGAACAACGUCAUCGCGUCCCGCCUCUUUUCCAGCGGCAUGCGCAUCUUUGAAUCGUUUGGCCCUCACAUCCUUCGCUUUGCCCUGUCGCUCGAGCUAGAUGAGUUCACGCUCGCCUAUCCUCCCGUCAAGCCCGCCCAAGAGGCUGUGCCCGCCUUCUGGGGCAUCUAUCGAUGGCCCCAUGAGACCUAUCAUCGCUACACGGAUCUCGAGGGCCUUGAGCAGACCGCUGAUGAGACCGACAGCAUGAAAAAGGCCCUCCGCUGCCUGACCAAGGUGACCAACCUUGGCCUCUGCUGUGAUGCCGGUCUAGGCUUUCUUGUCGGCCCUGAUCAAGCUCAACGAAAGAUCAGCAACCCUGAUCCCGUCUUUGGUACCCGAGACUGGCGUCCAGAUAGUCGCUCCAGGAAUCACGAGGCAACGGUUACCGUAUCUGACUUCAACGGCGUGCCCCGAGAUCUCACCAAUGCCACCGCUCAGCAUGACAACUUCAAGCGUCGAAUUCUGGAAAAGAUGAUUUCUGAUGCUGGCUUCGCUGGCUUCUAUGUCCACGAGGCUAUUGACCUGCUGCUCGAAACAGAAGGCGUCACAAUCUCCAACAUCGACUUUGAUGAGCGUGAGGCCAUCGUCGUAGAGGAGCAGCCGCCUCAGCCACAGCAGGCAGCAGAUCGAGAUCGACGUCACACCCGUCGGGGCGCACAUCGAGGCUUUAACCCACAGCUCGCUGCACAGCAACAGAUAAUGCCAACACUCCAUGCUGCACCGGUUCUGCAGCACCCGCAGCCGCCUAAUAACCAUCAGCUCCAUCAGCUCCAGCAGAUUCAUCCUCCGCAGCUCCAAUUCCACGUGCCCAAUGCCAUGGGCAUGGGCAUCCAGUGGGCUGCAAAUCAUCAUGCAAAUCUGCCUCCUAUGCCUCCCCGCUUCCGCCGAACUGCUGACAUCUUGGCUGAGCGGGAGCAGGCAUCGGAUCCCAAUACCCGCCAGCCUCUUAUCCCGACUAACCUCACGCGGGCCCAGAAAGAGCUGCUUCUUGAGCUGGAGUGGGCGCAUCGUGCCAUGAUCCAGUCCUAUGUCAUCAGCAUCAUCGACAAUGCUGGAGAUGGCUGCUUCAGAAACUUGACCAACGUGACCAUUGCCAAGAUCCCCAGCGCUCACAUCCAUAUUCUCUGUCGCGAGGAGCUCUGGGAGAGUUUGCCCUGUGUUAAGAACGUCUCCCUUGCCGUUAUUGCUGACUGGAGAAAGAUUUCAAAGCCUUCUCCGGGUGUUGUCGCGGAUACACACAUGUCUCCUGUCGAGGCUGUUCCUAAGGCCUACAAGCUUCUCAAUGACUUCAUUGGACGGCGGGACACCAUUGAAAACGUUCACUUCGAGUGGAUAUGUGGCGGCGAGUUCGCUCGGGGCCCGUACCAGCGCGGCCAGUAUAUCCUGCCGGCUCCUUUCGUUGAGUCUGCAGACAUGAUGAGUGCCCCCGAUGGCGCCAAAGAUACGGAUAAGCUUCUGGCUAUGCCCUUUGUCAAGCACUUCUCCUUGAAGAACUGCUGGGUCUCGCCCCAUGUUCUUAUGCAAACCAUCCGUUCCAUGGCGCUGCGCUCCCUUGACAAGCUGGAAUUUGAGUCCGUAUCUCUUUCCGGGCCGCCCGUUUAUCCUCUUCAGCCAGGCAACGUCCCCCAACCUGCUCUCGACGAUGGCGGCAUUCCGCCCGCAUUGUUCCAGGGCCUUGUUGGCCCCAUGGCUGGAGGCCCCGUUGCACCGCCCCCCAUGUUCCCUCCAGUUGCAAUGCCAAUGCAGAUGCUCUUGCCCGAAGAACAGCAACCCGAGAGGCUUGCAAUGCCAGACCUCUUCACAUGGUCUGGUUUCUGCGAGCACUUUAGCCCCAGCAUCAAAAUGCGCUACCUUCCCCGUUUCCGCGAAUCGGCCGGUGUGGAUGGUGAUACAACCGUCAGGCCAGAGGAGCUUUCUCUACCACACCCCAACAAGGAUUCUUUCCUGCCAUGUGCCGACCAGCUGAAUGGCGAUGAGGCUCAGUACAACCUCAGUUCGAUCUCUUUCAAGUCUUGUGGCUAUGUGUUUAUCGACCUGCGCACUCUCGAGAUUCGAGCUCUCCUGCCACCAGAAGGCCAAGCUGCUCAUGCCUUUGCGAACAGCCUUCGCCAUGACAUGUUUCACUCUAUGCAAUACUGCAAGGAUAAGCUCCUCGGCCGGAUUUUGCCAUAUAUGCUGACGUCUGAAGCGAAGACGCUUGAGCAAAUUUUCCUCAUGGAUCAUGGCUGGAGCAAGGUGUAUCCCAGUCACGUUUGCGAUGAUGCUAUUGCUGAUGGUUUCGAAAUGCCUGGCUUGGGACGCUUUUCCGGCACCCUUGCCAGGGUUGACGACAACCAGGUCGAGAUGAUUGGAUGA